Setaria italica (foxtail millet) is the source of this 7553-nucleotide messenger RNA. RefSeq lists its product as uncharacterized. Lineage: Eukaryota; Viridiplantae; Streptophyta; Magnoliopsida; Poales; Poaceae. Gene Ontology annotation, molecular function: DNA-binding transcription factor activity; sequence-specific DNA binding. The transcript has 15 exons. The coding region runs from base 153 to 7208 and encodes 2351 amino acids. Gene Ontology annotation, cellular component: nucleus. The record is from RefSeq and is a predicted model, not a curated record.
UCCCACUUCAAUUCCCCAUCGCUCCCGAAAGGCCCCUCCAAAUUUCGAACGGACGAGGCUGGAACGGAAGCCGAAACCCGAGCCACGCCGCCGACGACAUGGCUGGGCCGUGGUGAUCUCCGGCGGUUGGGGGGUAGCGGUGGCUUGCGGGGAUGGAUUUCGCGGGGAUGAAGCGGCGGGCGCUGCAGGCGCUCUGCAAGCGGCACGGCCUCCCCGCCGGCGGCACCAACGCCGCCCUCGUCGCCCGCCUCGACGCCGCCCUCUCGGGGGCCGCUGGUGCGGAAGAGGAGGAGGAUGUGGUCGGAGUAGCAGCGAAGAAGGGGUGUCUGAAGCGCUCGGUCGGAGAUGCUGGCGAGGCGAAGAAGGUCACUUUUGCGGUGGAGGAAUCCAGGGGAAGGGGAAAGUGUCACGAUGCUGGUAGUACUGAUUCUGCUGCAGAUGACGGUUUUUCUGCAGAGGCAGGUGCAAAUGUCACGGUAAGGCGGUCCAGGAGGAAUUCUUUGACUGCUGCCGAGGCUGAGGAAGUAGAAGCAGCGGUCACUGUUGGUAGGAAGCGGAAGCUGAGGAGCCAGGAGAUUGCUGAGGACGUUGCUGUCUGUGCUCAGGUUGUAGUUUCUAGCAGAGUCACAAGAAGGUCGAGCUUGUCCGGGACCACCGUUCUGUUGCCUCCUGCUGUUGAGAAGAAGAGAGGGAGGGGGAAGGCAGCAGAUAGUAAGGAUAAACUUGUCGCUGAUGCUCAAGAUUCGUCUGUGGCAGCGUCACCUGCAGUUGUGGAGAGUAAGAGAAGCAGGAGGAAGGGAGAAAACUGUGAGCCUGAUGUGAAUAAGUCUGCUAAGGUGGAAGUAUCCACUAGAACCACAAGAUCUCGCUCAGUAGAAGCUGUUGUGAUGUCCCCCACUGUGGUUGAGAACAAGAGGAGGAGGAAGACAGGCGAUGCACAACCUGAUGCAGAGCUUCCUACAGUUCCACAGGUGCCUAGAAAUGAUGCUCCUGUCACCAGGUCUUUGAGGAACAGAGUUGUCCAGGUUAACAACAGUGUGGUGGAGGAAACUCACACUAGCCAGCUGCUGGAAAACAAGAUGCAGCCUAGUAGACCAGCUACUCGCAGGCAUCAACAGGUUGCAUCUUCUGUGGAGGAAGAAAAACAAGAACAACUUGCUGCUACUAGUAAGGCACCCCCAUUGAGGCGACCAGGGAAAAACAAUUCUGAGGUCAGUAAUGCAAAUUCAGAAAGCAACAAAUUGAGUAGUACUCUAGUGGAGGCCAAAGACUCAAAAACUGCUCAACUGUUGACACGCCAUAAUGCUAAGGAUGAAGAUGUGGAGAAGCAACCAAUAGUCAAAGAACCUGUUAGGCGAUCAACACGUAGAUCUGUUGUCUCAGCUAUGCUUGAUAAUGAGAAGGACCUAUUUGAAGAAAAGAACCCUGAAGCACAUGUUAGGAGAUCAAUGCGGAAAUCUAUUGUGCCGGUUAAAGAUAUCAAAGGUGCUGGUGAAGAGAGUCAGAAUGCUAAGGGUGAAGAUGCCGCGAAGCAGCCAGCAGUUAAAGAACCUGUUAGGCGAUCAACACGUAAAUCUGUUGUCUCAGUCAUGCAUGAGAAAGAGGAGAAGGAUCUCAUUGCAGAAAAGAACCCGGAAGCACAUGUUAGGAGAUCAAAGAGGAAAUCUGUUGUGCCAGCUAAAGAUAUUGAAGGUGUUGGUGAAGACAUUCAAAAUUCUAAGGGUGCAGAUGUGCAGAAGCAAUUAGUUGUGAAGCAACCUGUUAGGCGUUCAUCACGUAAAUCUGCUCUGCCGGAUAUGCUUGAGAAUGAGAGUGGAUUUCUGGUUGCAGAAACGAAUGCUGAGGCACAUGUUAGGGGAUCAACACGGAAGUCUGUUCUUCCUAAUAUGCUUAAUAAGGAGAACCCAGAUCACAGCAAAAUGGCCAGAAAUGAGAAUUUUGAAAUUGGUAAGUGUGAAGAUGAGAAGCAACAAAAAGUAAAGGAGCCUGUUAGACGAUCAAGGCGAUCUGUUGCCACAGUGAUGCUUGAGGAACAAAAUAAGGGUCUUCAUGAGGGAAAAAUGACAACAAUUCCUAUGAGGAGAUCAACACGUAAAUCCGUUGCUCUUAAUGUAGUUGAAAAGGAGAGAACGGAUCACACUGAAGAGGUUGGAAGCGAACAGCUAGGAGUUGGAGCAACGAAGCUGAAGGUAACAGAUCAACUUACAGAUGGUGCUGUGGCUGUUGUUGCUUCUGGAAACGAAUUGCAGGUAGAAGUAGCUGUGCAGAACAAUCAAGGCCUGCAGCAGUCAACAGGCAAAUCUUCAGAUCAUAAUUUAUCUGAUGGUAACGAGAGACAUCCUGGUUCAGACAAGUAUGCGUCAUGUGAGAGAGUUGGUGAAGAGGGCUUGAAAUUGAGAAAACAGAGGUCUUCAAUGGAAAUAUCAUCUUCAGCCAAUGAUUCCUGGAAUGCAGAGGAUUUUAGUGGACCGAAAUUCAGGAAGCAACAGAGCGCACAAACCCCAAGUGAAAAAGAUUAUACAGGGGCUAACUAUGAUAAGCCACUGAGAACACAGCAGGCAUCAAAUUCCACAUCUUCAAAGGGAAGGUCUUCAAAGAGGAGACGGACAACUGCUCCGGAAGAAGUUAUGUUUGCCGAGGAGGCAAAAGAUGACAUGGUUAUAAGGGAAGCAACAAAGGACACACAUAAAGUGUCUAAUGAAUAUAGUAAGGAGUCUAGUAGCAGAAUUCAAGAAAUCUGUCAGGUUAAUGCCACAAGAGAAGAGAUCUCUUCAAGUCCAUUGCUUGGAACAGUAACACUCCCUGAUGAGAUUUGCUCAGCACAGAGUAUACAUAGGGUGAUACCUGGGUCAGGAUCUGGUGACGCUGCAAAGGAAAGUUCAGAUAAGAGUAAACAGCCUCAGGAACACUCUGACAUUCAAGCUGAUGAUAGCCAUUUAUCUGAAACAAGAAAUGGGGAAGUGGAUCAAUCAUCAAGCAUUGGUGAACUACUCCCACACAAUUGUUUUGUCUCAGAGGACAAACCAUUGAUGGGUGAAGCUUCUGAAUCUGCCCUACCAACGUCAGACAGUAAUCCAGAAAUUUGCUGUGAUGUGAUUUCUGAACAAAGCGUUCAAGCUGCUGAUCUGGGGAGAUGUACCAGCAAUGGUGGAAAAGGGAACCCUGUUUUGACAAAUCUGCACUCAGAUAGUGCUGCUGAUGAUAGGAUUCUUCCAGUACUGAAUGAUGGUAAGGGAUGUUCAUCAGAUGGAAGACAUUCGUCAUUAGGUCUCGAGUUUCUGUUUACAGAAGUGUGCAAAGAAAGCUGUUCCAGAAAUGUCGAAAAUACUGCUGUAGAAGUUGAUGGUGGAAACAAAUCUAGCACUAGUGUAUCUCCUGGUUUCUGUGUGGGCUCAGAUUGUGGUCUGGAAGAUGAGGAUGUGCAACCUACUGGAUUUGAUGCUGAUAAGAAACUUGAUGUGGAUCAGGAUGUUGCAGAAGAAGAAGUUGUUGCUGAGGAGAAAAGUUAUGAUGAACAUGUUGCUUCCAAAACUGACCUAAACACAAAGUUAAAUGGUGAACUUACUGGUCUUGAUAUGGAAUCGGAUUGUGGCAUUGCUGAAAAGAACGUGAGGCUUGUUGCAGAUAAUCCUGAUGAAGAAGAAGCUACAAUUCAGGUCCUGCAGGGUUAUGUACAAGAAGGUGAUUCUGAGAAGCCUUCGCAAUUUUCAGCAACACCAGAGUGUAAACAUGAAUGUGGUUUGCCUGAGGAAACAGUAUUGCACUCAAAGGAGAACAAGGGACGGUUAUCAAUUGCAGAACAAUCACCAUUUGGCCUACAAUUCCUGUUCUCGAAGGAAAGCAUAGAAAAAUCUGUGGAGUAUGGUGCCCUUGCUUCUGCAACAGUUCAUAUGGAAAAUGGAUUUGAUGAAUUAAAAGAUUGCCAUGUGAAGUGUAUACUCGAAAAAACUCAUGCGUCAGAACCUUUUUCACACCAUGAUACUGAUGAAGGUAGUUGUUCGGUUUCCAAAAGUGAUGUUUGUAUGUGCACAUCCCAGCAAGAUAAUGGAAUAGAAGGUUUAUCGAAGGCUAGUCUUGAUGAAGAAUGGGUUUCAUCAGGCUUUUUGUUGGAUGCAAAUCACAUAAAGGAUGUAACUAAUUCUGAGGAAGCGGCUUGCAAGGGCGAAGGAAGUAAGAAGCCUGCCCAUUCUGAUGACCUUAAAGCUUCAUCUGGAAAAACAGAUGUCAAGGGGCCAGGUGAUAAUCCAUAUAGUGUUACUGACACUGUAUUCAACAGCGCCCUGCAUGCUCCUGCCAAUGACAACUAUGAUGCAUGUUUAGAUUCCAAUACUGAACUAGUGCAGCAGGGUCAUAAAGACCGAUGCAGUGAGGACACGGAAGAACGAUUUGCUUCCAAACCCUGGACAAAUGAUAUUAUUGAGGAUGCAAUUGGCAAAUACAGUGGAACUGGAGUCGUACUGCUCCCGGCUGAAGAAAGAUCACAUGUACAAGAUGGCCAACUUAACUCCAAGUUGGAAGGCGCAAAAGUUUUAGACUCUGGCCUUAAUUUCAGUAAGGAUAUUAGUAGCAUUUUGGAUAAUGGAUCUGUUGUGGGCAGUAUUGGUGAAAGAACUCUAUCUAGUUCCGGUUUACCAAAAGAUUCGUCCAUAGAAUAUAAUCUACGACAGGAGGUUUUAGAUGGCUCCUCAGCGGAAACAUUUCUUGAUGGGUCCAAUAUUUGUGGGGGAAAAAAUGUUUCUAGAGUAGAUACUAUUGAAAAUCCUUCAUUUAAUUUAGCAACUCCUGGUUAUAAGCAUGAAGGUGCUUUGUCUGAGGAAGCAGUACGCACAAUGAAGAAAUAUGCUGGAACAUGCUCAUCAAAUCCCAGAGAAUUACUCAUGGACCUGCAGGCCCUGUUCUCAAAGGAAAACAUUGAAGAAUCUGAUUCGCAGGAUGGCCUUGCAUUCGCUGAAAGUCCCGGAGAUGAAUCGAUUGAUGUUAAACAACAGGUUGAGGUACAUCUUGGUUCUAAUCUGUCUCAGUUUGAAUCAACUCAUCUCUUGGAUGGACUGAUUGGGUGUUCCAAGACUGAAGUGCUGCAUCAGGGUCAUAAAGAUGGAUGCAGUGAGGAUAGGGAAGAGCAAGUUGCUUCUGGACCCUGCGCAAAUGAUAUUGUGGAGGCUGCCGCUGCCAGAUACAUAGAAAGUGGAGUGGUGCUGCUUCCAUCCGAAGAAACAUCAAAUUUGAAAGAUGGGCAGCUUAACCCCAAGAAGGAAAGCGCAAUAGUUAUGGAAUCUGGCCUUAACUGUAGUAAAGAUGUUACUAAUACUUCAGACAAUGGGUCUGUUGUGGACAUCGUUGGUCAAAGGACUCCAUCUGGUUCGGGUUUACCAGAAGAUUAUCGUACGGAUCAUAACCUGCAACAAGAGUUUUUAGAUGGCUGCUCAGUGGAAUCAUCACUUCAAGGAUCCACCAUAUCUUCGAAGAAAAUUGUUUCUGGUGUAGCAGUGCCAGGUACCUUUGGGAAUCCUUCAUUUAGUCUAGCAACUCCUAAUUAUAAACAUGAAGGUGCUUUGUCUGAGGAAGCAGUGUGCAAAAUGAAAAAUUAUACUGGAACAUGCUCGGCAGAUCCCAGACAUUUGCUCAUGGAGCUGCAGUCCCUUUUCUCGGAGGGAAGCAUUGAAAAAAUUGAUCCGCAUGAUGAUCUUGCAUUUCCAAGUGCUGGAAGAGGAAGAAAUGAACCUGUUGACACACUUGUUUGUUCAGAGCCUGAUACAAACCAAGGCAUUUGCAAAGAUCUCAGCAGAGCUGAAGAAAAAGAGAGUUGCAUGUCUAUUUCCGUGCAACACUAUGAAAGUGGAGGGUUCUUGAGGUCGAGCCACAUGAAAGAUUGGGCAAUGUCAGCCCAGAUUGAUUUGUCAGAUGAUGCCCGUCUUAUUGAAAGGAAUACUGGUGUUGAGGAAGUGCUUUGUGAGGAAAAAGAGAAAAGAAAGUCUAUGCCUACUUCAGAUAGUGAUGUUCUCCAUGAAAAAUCACGCUCCAAUGAACAUGGAAUUUGUCGAUCUCAUGGCCAGAAGCAUAUUGUUGAAAUUAACUCCAAGCAAUCGAGUUGUGAUUCUGAGAUGAUCCAUCAAGAUCAUAAAGAAGAAAACUAUGAACCUAAUGAAGACAAAAUCCUUGAAAACGGUAUGUAUGAAGAUGCCCCAGUUAAAGGAAUAGAAAGUGCAAUUAUGCUGCCCUCAGUUGCUGGGACGUUGAAAAUGCCUGUUGAGCAGCUUAAGACCAACCUGGGUGAUGAAGGUGAGGAACACAGCUUUAGCUGUGGUCAAGAUAUGAUUGAAAUCUUCUGUACUGGGUCAGCCAAGAAGGAUCUGUUCCCGUUGCCCAAGGACUACCAUGUGGACUCUUUCCAGAAACAGGAUGUCCCCGAUGUCCUUUCUUUACUUCAAUCUCCUGAAGAAUCUGCAAAUUGUCUUGAAGAGAGUGUUACAGGAUCAGGAUCUUGUCAGACUAGUGGGCAACAAUGUAUAAAUGAAGUCAGCGGUAUGCAGGUGACUUCUAAUAUUGAAGUGUUCCAUCAAGGUCAUGAGGAAAGCUAUGAAAAUAAUGACGGCAAAAUUACUCCUGGUAUCCCUGCCAGCGGUGUGUCUGAAGCUGUAGAUAUUGAAAGAUCGGAAACGGAAAUAGGUCUGGCUCCUCCUGGAGGAACAUCAGCAUUGCCAGAUGAGCAGCUUAACAUGAAGGUUGAGAGCCACGAAGUUGAUGAAUACAGCUGUUGCUAUGAUGAGGACACUUCGAGCUUAUUUGACACUGAAUCGCUGUGCAGCAAAGCAUCCAGUUUGGACAAAGACACUCACAAGGAUCCUCCAAGUGAUCUAUCUACUCUGAGGUCCCCCGAAGUAUCUACAGUUUUUCAGAACCAGUCUGUUCCAGGAUCAGUAGGAAUCUGUCAAAGCAGCAGGCGAAGAGGUAUAGAUGAACUCCGUGCUAAGCUGCAGAGUUUCAAAGUUUCCAGCACCGUAAAAGGAAGCUACAUUGCUAUGAGCGCCCCUCGCCCGAAGCCAGGUGACAACCUGGGCCAAUCUGCGAUCGCCUUGCUCCGGAACAGGGAGAACGCACCUCCUGCUAAAGCAGGCCAUCAUGCUAUGCCGAACCCUGAUCGCUCGGUCGCGAAGGAGUCGUCAAGACUAGCGCUGCAGCCGAUCAGUGGAAGACCAAGGGAUCACUGAUAGGUAGUUGGUCGUACACCGUAGUUUGUUGUUGACAUUUCGCAUUUGUGUUCAACAUUUGGUGGUGGUGGUGUUCAACCUUUGGUUGAAGAUUAUUGGGUGUGUUCGUGCAGCAUGUAGUGAAGAAGCUGCUCUGUGCAUUUGUUAGUAUUUAAUUAACGUAGUGUGGCCAUGGUAGCAGUGUUUAAGAAGCUGGUAGUCGUGCAGAUGGUUAUGCAAGUGUUGCUUUGGUUUGUACCAUUCCAGUUAUCGUGGACAGAUUUGUUAUGGUCCAUGGUGUUAUUGAUACCUGUAUGCUUGCUUGAACUAAUCUCUUGCGAUGGCUUACGAGAUGCGUGUUGCUGA